This is a messenger RNA of Xenia sp. Carnegie-2017, 489 nucleotides long. RefSeq lists its product as uncharacterized. The record is from RefSeq and is a predicted model, not a curated record. The transcript is spliced from 3 exons. NCBI's taxonomy places the organism in Eukaryota, Metazoa, Cnidaria, Anthozoa, Malacalcyonacea, Xeniidae. The coding region runs from base 52 to 489 and encodes 145 amino acids.
CAAGGCGAAUCAUAUUUGAAAAAUCACCUAAAAUGUAUUACGUUUGGCCUUAUGCCAAUAGCGGGCAGCAACUUUAGGGAAUACGUGGAGUCGAUAAAUGGGGCAAACGAGUGUUUCGUUCACAUCGUUCAAAAAAAUGAUAUAAUUCCCAAACUGUUUGGAGCCGUCAAUGGCGCAAUAGUGGAAAAGAUACUAUGGGAGGUUGUAAAGAAAAUUAUCAAUCUACCUUUAAAGACUAUACAAACUCAGAGUGACGACAUUUAUAAUAAUUGUAAAUCAAUAAUGGACAAAGUUAUUGACGGCAGAACUUAUGAACUCAGUGUCGUAAAUCGAUUCAACAUUUUUGGGUCUUAUUACAUUUUGGACACUUCUUUGGACUCAAAGUACACAAUACUACCUGCGUCGAAUGCUGAAAAUUUUUUUAGAAUUUGUGAUACUGCUAGUGCCUCUGAGCUUCAUCGGCAAUAUUUGAUAAACGUAAGUAGAUAA